AUGGCGGACAGAGACAGUGGCAGUGACCACGGAGCGCCCACCUCAGGCCCACUGCCUCCGGGGGCGAUGGGCAUGUCCCGUCUGCAGCACGACACCGAGGAGCUGGCGUCGAAGCGCGUCGACAUCCAGAACAAGCGCUUCUACCUGGACGUGAAGCAGAACGUCAAAGGCCGCUUCCUAAAGAUAGCCGAGGUCGGCGCGGGGGGAAACAAGAGCCGCCUGACGCUGUCCAUGUCUGUGGCCGUGGAGUUCCGAGACUACCUCGGAGACUUUAUCGAGCACUACGCGCAGCUGGGGCCCUCCAACCCGGACCUGGUACAGGACGAGCCGCGGCGGGCUCUCAAGAGCGAAUUCCUGGUGCGGGAGAACCGUAAAUACUACAUGGAUCUGAAGGAGAACCAGAGGGGGCGGUUCCUGAGGAUCCGGCAGACCGUUAACCGGGGCCCGGGGCUGGGCAGUGCACAGGGCCAGACCAUCGCUCUCCCCGCACAGGGGCUCAUCGAGUUCCGCGACGCUUUGGCCAAACUCAUCGAUGACUACGGGGUGGACGAGGACCCCGCGGAGCUGCCGGAGGGCACCUCUCUCACCGUGGACAACAAGCGCUUCUUCUUUGACGUGGGCUCCAACAAGUACGGCGUGUUCAUGCGGGUCAGCGAGGUCAAACCCACGUACCGGAACUCCAUCACGGUUCCCUGCAAAGUGUGGUCCAAAUUCGGCCACACGUUCAGUAAGUACGCGGAGGAGAUGAGGAAGAUCCAGGAGCGGAGUCGAGAGAAGCGGGCCUCAGAACUGAUGCCCGAGAGCCAAGACGGCGACGAGGAAAUGUUGAAGGGAAUCACCCACACAACCUCCACGGACAGCAGUCUCCUCGUCAUUACCGGAUGUCUCCCACAACCCACCACUCACAGUGAGCCGCUGCUAAACGGAACUGUCCUCUGGAUCAGUGCUGUAGGGCUGAAGCAGCGGGCUCCAACACCAACUGCCCAAACCUGCCCCUGCCACGCCACUGCUGCCCUGGGGCAGAUGGCUCAGGCCCUGAGCACGGGACACCAGGAAGUCCAGAUCAGGAGCCGGAUCACAGCGGUCCAGCUCUGGGCAGGAUUUAUGGGCGGUACGGAGCGUCCAGAGGAGCAAGUCACCUGA
Knipowitschia caucasica is the source of this 1143-nucleotide messenger RNA. NCBI's taxonomy places the organism in Eukaryota, Metazoa, Chordata, Actinopteri, Gobiiformes, Gobiidae. The record is from the annotation of a GenBank genome assembly.